Fibroporia radiculosa is the source of this 573-nucleotide messenger RNA. RefSeq lists its product as uncharacterized. The transcript has 5 exons. Lineage: Eukaryota; Fungi; Basidiomycota; Agaricomycetes; Polyporales; Fibroporiaceae. The record is from RefSeq and is a predicted model, not a curated record. The coding region runs from base 1 to 573 and encodes 190 amino acids.
AUGGUGGUUGCGGCGUCAUUUGCUGCUCUACGAAUGUAUGCUAUCAGUGCAUUCAACAAGACACUCUCAUUCCUCGUGCUCGUAUUUGGUCUUGCACCUGCAGCAAUACAUAUGUAUAUCGAUAUACAUUCAUCACCUCUUGCAGUUCUGGUAAAUACCUCAAUUACAUGCGGGACCAACAGUUACAUGACGUUCCCCGUUUUAUUUGGCAUACCAUAUAUCCUCGUCUCACGGUUCAUAUUCAACCUUCGAACUGCCUCUGAACAUGGAGACACUCUGAAUGCUUCUUCCCGAUUCAAUUCUGACACAUUGCACACACAAACGACGAGCCUGAACUUUGCUGCUAGUUUUGUUGGAAACUUGAGCGGACCUCUCGAUAUUGGUUCAAUUCCUCCUCCUGAAGACGAGUCCUUGGUCGAUGAAGAUGACUUGUUUGAGCCAACUCCAAUGACUGGCGAGGAUAUCGAGUCCACAGAUCCUGGUGGGAGAAGGCGGAUAUGUGAGAUGCAUGACGGCACUGACACCGGCACUGUGCCAAUUUCUGAAACCCUUCAAUCUAGGCAGUCGGGUUGA